Molecule: messenger RNA, 696 nt
Organism: Durusdinium trenchii
Lineage: Eukaryota; Dinophyceae; Suessiales; Symbiodiniaceae
Source: the annotation of a GenBank genome assembly
AUGGACGGGGCCCAGUGUCUGGACUUCAAAGGUCAGCUGUCCCUUACUACAAGUACAUACGUGGUGAAGAAUACGUUCCUCGAUGUGAUUGCCGAGGAGGGUUCGAGCGGUGAUGAGCUAAAUACACCUUUUACAAGGAAUGUGUCAGCGCCUCCGGUCAUGCUGCAUGAGCCGGCAUACGUGCAAACAGAUGCCUUCGCGGCCCUGGGACAGCGACUAUAUAAUGGCUAUGGAGUUGGCUCGACACAUAUCAACACGCCGUUGUUUGAGCAAAUCGUGCAGCUAGAGCAACCCUUGAAGAGCAAGGGCAGCAUAGGGCACCCAAAGACUUGCAAGGAGUGCAGUUUCUACUUCUUCAGCGCUGCAGGAUGUAGGAGUGGUGCUGAUUGCUCCUUCUGCCAUGAAAUCCACCCGAGGAAAAACAAAAGGAAAAACAGGCUCAUCCAGAUGCGCGAGACUGGCACGCAGAAGGAGAUCGUCCCCGAGAAGGUCGGACAGGACUUCAGAUCUUCUCAGAUGAAGUUGGACAAGAAGCUGGACUCCGCGAAGGCUGAAGGAAGUCAAGGUACCUCAUCUCCCUUCGUGGGGAGUGACAUUGUGCUGCGAGUGAGCUAUUACCAGGGGGCUAUGUCAGAGAUGAGUGAUAUCAGUGCUCCACUUUCUUUGACGCUCGUUACAGGUGAGGGAGCCAGAUAG